UGAGUGAGUAGAGACACCGGGCUCAGUGAGUAGAGACACCGGGCUCAGUGAGUAGAGACACCGGGCUCAGUGAGUAGAGACACCGGGUGAACCGGCAGCAGAGGAUCAAACAAACUCAAUCGGACUAUUUUGUGUCUUCUCUGCGGAGUUAUUCGGUUUCUUCUUCUCUCGCGGAGAAGAAAAACAAAACACAAGACCACGCGUCUGGAUGAGCAGAGGAGGAGGGGAGGAGUAGAGGAGUGGAGGAACAGAGGAGUAGUAGAGCAGCGGAGGAGGAGUGGAGGAGUCCCGCAGAGCCGCGGGGACAUGUGUUGACGCACGAGCUCAUCGCUCCAUCAGGAUGCGUGUGCGCCGCUCGCUCCACGCCGUCACGGCGGCGCUGCUGCUGUGGUGGUCGGGCCCCGCCGCGCGGGCCCAGUGCGACAGGUCGUCCGAGACCACGGCGCUCGACCUCUCGGUGUCCUACGAGCUCCCGACGUUCACCGCGGACUUCCCGAUCCAGAACGUGGUGACGCUGGACGGGGUCGUCUACGUCGGCGCCGUGAACAGAAUCUACGCCCUGAACCCCGACCUCACCAAGCGGUCCGAGUACCGCACGGGGCCGCUGCUCGCCAACGAGACCUGCGGCCGCACACCGAGCGGCGGCGGCGGCGGCGGCCGGGUGGACAACCGCAACAUCGCUUUGGUGUUGGAGAACAUUUACGACAAGGGGCUGUUCAGCUGCGGCUCGGCGGACAACGGCGUCUGCCGGCGCCACGUCCUGGACGACGGCGUCAGCACGAGCGCCGUCGACGAACAGGUGUCCUGCUUCGGCGACGAGGCGCGGCGGCGCCGGGGUGAGCCCGGCGACCCAGACGUCGUGGUCGGUCCCUCCGGCUCGCGGGUGCUCAACGUGGAGAGCAACCUCAUCAAGUUUUUCGUCGGGAACUCCGAGAUCCCGGGCGAAGGCGGCCGGCCGGGCGCCGCUCCGCGGCCGCACACCUUCGCCCUGCACCGCAUGAAGUCCAGCCAGAACGGCUUCACCUUCUUCUCGCCGCGCUCCCACAUGGACCUCAUCCCGCCGCUGCGGGGGAGCUACUACCUGCGCUACGUGCACUCCUUCCACAGCGGGCCCUUCACCUACUUCCUCACCGUGCAGCCGGUGGGCGGGGCCUCCCGGGCCUACCACACCCGCAUCGUGCGCAUGUGCUCCGGGGACCUGGAGAUCCGCCGCUACGUGGAGAUGCCCCUGGAGUGCAUCAGCACCAACAAGCGGCGGCGGCGGCGGCGGCGGCGGCCGAAGACGUGAGCGUGUUCAACCUGCUGCAGGCGGCGCACGUCACGCGGGUGGGCGGCGACCUGGAGCUGCAGAAGCAGCUGAAGCUGGAGAAAGGCGACGACGUGCUGUUCGCCGCCUUCGCCCGCGGCGAGCCCGACUCGCCGGAGCCGACCGCCAACUCGGCCGUCUGCGUGAUCUCCCUGAAGCACAUCAACGACAUGUUCAGGACCUACAUGGAGAAGUGCAGCACGGUGGAGCCGUACCACUUCACCGGCUCGCACAGGAAGGCCUGCUACAACGUGAGUUCCCCGGACGACUGCGGC
Pseudoliparis swirei is the source of this 1581-nucleotide messenger RNA. RefSeq names its product hepatocyte growth factor receptor-like. Gene Ontology annotation, cellular component: semaphorin receptor complex. Bases 341 to 1288 code for a protein of 315 amino acids. Gene Ontology annotation, biological process: regulation of GTPase activity; regulation of cell shape; positive regulation of axonogenesis. The transcript has 3 exons. The record is from RefSeq and is a predicted model, not a curated record. Gene Ontology annotation, molecular function: semaphorin receptor activity; protein binding. NCBI's taxonomy places the organism in Eukaryota, Metazoa, Chordata, Actinopteri, Perciformes, Liparidae.